This is a messenger RNA of Rotaria sp. Silwood1, 3195 nucleotides long. The record is from the annotation of a GenBank genome assembly. Lineage: Eukaryota; Metazoa; Rotifera; Eurotatoria; Philodinida; Philodinidae.
AUGUUGAGUAAGCCUGAUGUAUUAAAUAUGUUAAUCAAAAAUUAUAAUGAAACAAUUAGUUGUAAUGCUCUUGAUCUUGAUCUUAUGUACGAUUAUCGUCAUGGAUCACAAGCAAAACAACAUUCAGUUUUAAAAAGUAAACCUGAUUCGUUGUUGUUUCAGUUAUAUAUUGAUGAAAUCGGAGUAACCAAUCCCAUAGGUGCAAAAAAGGAUACUCAAAAAAUUACGAUGAUUUAUUUUCAAUUAGAAGAUUUACCUAAUAAUGUCAAGUCAAUGUUAAAAUCAAUUGGCCUUCUAGCAAUGUGUCAUUCUGCUCAUUUAUCUGCAAAAUCAAAUCGAAGAAAGUUUUUUGAUUCUAUCGUCGAGGAUCUCAAUGCUCUUCAAACGGACGGACUUUAUAUUCCAGCUUUACGUGGUCGAUUAAACUUUGCAUUUUCUGUCGUAACUGGUGACCAUUUAGCGUCAAAUGAUAUAGGUGGUUUUCAAAAAUCUUUUAGUAAUGGUCAAUUUUGUAGACAUUGUCAUAUAAAUUAUGAUCAACGAUUUAUUCCUUUAUAUGAAAUUUCUCAUGUUCAAAGAACACAAGAUCAACAUGAUAAUUUAGUUCAACAAGUAUUACGUUUGAAUAAUAAUAAUGUUAUAGGUGGUGUUAUUGAUAAAAGUCCAUUAUCAGAAUUAAUUGGCUUUCAUGCUGUUAUAUCUUUACCGAAUGAUGUCAUGCACGAUCUAAAUGAAGGUCUUUGUGGUCAAGUAUUGCUAGCCAUGUUUAAAGAAGCGUCAAUAAAACGACUUCUUUCUUAUGCAGAAAUUGAAGAUCGGUUGAUAUCAUUUGAGUAUGGUUCUUAUGAUAAGAAAAAUAAACCACCAUUUUUAAGAAAAAAACAUUUGCAUAAAGGAAAAAUAAUCGGUACAGCAUCUCAAAAAAUGUGUUUAUUCAAGCUGUUCCCGAUUAUAUUUUAUGACAUAAUUGAUCGAUUGGAUACUAAAGAUGUCUAUAUUUGUUUGCGUGAAAUUAUUAGUCAUGUAUAUGCUUGUCCUUUUAGAAAGUCAUGGUUAUCUUAUUUAAAUUCUUUAACUAUUCGUUUUCAAUGUUUGAUGGUUCAUCUAUUGCCUAAUUUUGUCUCAUCGAAGGUUCAUCUUAUUACCCAUUAUGCAAAACAAAUUGAAAUGAAUGGACCAGCUGUUAAACACUGGUGUAUGCGUUUUGAGUCCAAACAUAAGAUUUUUAAACAACUUGCUAUUAAAUCUAACAACUACAAAAACAUUCUUUAUACUUUAUCCAAGCGCCAUCAACUACAUCAAUGUCUUCUUUUAUCUUCCACCAAUUAUUAUAAUAUAAUUAAUGAAGGUUAUUCAUCACAAGAAAAACACUUAUUAACACUACCAACUGAUAUUCGUAAAUUAUUAAGCGAAAAUAUUGAAAACAUUGAUCAUACGAAGACGAUUAUGGAAUACCACCGAUUACAAUUUGAUCAUGUUAUGUUUAUUAAAGGAGAAGAUAUCGACGGUGAAACACUUUUUAACUUACCACAAUCAAUGGUCUAUGAAAUAAUUAAACCGAUGAAAGAACGUGUACGUUUUUUAGCAGAACAUCGUGCUUUGUUUCAUAAUGCAUUUUUAAAUAAUUCUGAUGAAGAUUUCUCAAAUAAUUAUCUUGAACAUUCGCCGCACAAUAAUUCUCAACAAUUAAUGAAGCAACAUGAUCUUAAUCAAGUUAAUACAAUGUCGACAAUAACGUUUUCAAAUAAUGAACAAAGUGAUAGUCUUGAUUCUAUUUCUUCAGAAAAUUCUGAAGUUAUCAAUGAAGAAAUAGUCAUUUCACCGAAAAGUCAUGAAGAAAAAGAAAAUGGUGAAGAUAUUACAGAAAUAACUUUUCCAAAUAUAUAUACUAUACCAGAUUUACCAAAAAAAAUUCAACAAUAUAUUGAUAAAGGCGAGAAUGAUUGGAUCGAAAGUCUAAAAGCUAAAUUCAAACGAGAACGUCGUCCACUUCAACAAACAUCUGAACAAGUUCAACGAAUGAAGCUCAAAUAUGGUGGCAGCACUGGUCGACCAAUCACAUCAAAUGACCAUGAAAUUGCACCUCGUCGUGAAGUUCCACUUGCUUUUUGGAACAAAAUAGAUCUUAUUGAUGAUGAUGAAGAUUUGAAUGCAAGCAUUGAAUUUAUGAGAAAUGAAUUAGCACUUGAAAAUAAUAAUUUGGAUAGAGUUAGGGUUGCAUGGAAAAAGACGUUGGUGGCGAGAAGAACAUUUAUUCAAAGUCAUACAACAAAAGAAGUUCUUCAAGAAUAUCCGGGCUAUCGUAUUGCACUAUUGGUAUUUGACGAGAUUCAAUAUCUAUGUAAUGUUGAUGUUGAGUCAAACUGGAAAUCUGUAUUACCAAAAUUACUUGUUAGUAUACCAGAUAAUUCAGGUUUUGAACCAUUAGAUCCUCGUCCAACUAUACGAAUAACAACAGAUAGUCUUUUUAUUUAUUUGGAUUUCGAUUUAAUUACUGAAACAAAAUCAAUAGAUCAGGCGUUGUGCAUUAUCAUUUCCUUAUAUGUCAUAUUCGAAUUACAAUUUGGUUCACAUAAUCGAGCUGUUCAUUUGUUAUAUGGAGUGCUGCUACAAGAACCGGCAAUACUCACAAAACCAUUACGAUCUUUACUCAAACAAUGGGAUUUUCAUAUUGAAAAAAAAGAUCGCAAAAUAAAUACUCAAAUAGCCACAAUCACGUCAACAAAUAAUAACAAACGCACAACUGAUAAUUUUCAAGAAGCUGAAGAUGAUCAAGGUGUUGGACAAAUUGAUAGCGGAUAUCAAGAAAAUUCAACCGAAAACACAGAUACUUAUAUUGCUAUACACGAUAUUACACAAAAUCUGACAAUCAAUACUACAUAUGGUGCUACUGACGAACUUUUGAACAAAUCCGCAAGACAAAUACCAUCAACAAAUAGUUCACCAUCAUCGAUCGAUUCACCAUUAGCCAUACAAAUAGUAACACCAGAAGAAAAAGAAACAUCACUAACUGUACCAAUUUCAAUUAAAAACAGUGAAUGUCGAUUAAAUGCAACACCAUCAAUACCAUUAAAAUCAAGUGAUUUAUCAUCCAGCAACAAACAAGAACUCAGUUUCCUGUCGCGAAAACGUCGUGCUAAUCCGGAAAACACAAUUGUGUCACGCUUAAAACGAUCAAAAACAAAAAAAUAUUAA